Molecule: messenger RNA, 2764 nt
Organism: Oncorhynchus nerka (sockeye salmon)
Lineage: Eukaryota; Metazoa; Chordata; Actinopteri; Salmoniformes; Salmonidae
Gene: rgs8
Product: regulator of G protein signaling 8
Exons: 6
Coding region: 383-907 (174 amino acids)
Source: RefSeq, a predicted model, not a curated record
UCCAUAUUCCCCUCUCCAUACGCCUGUCUCUGUUUCUCUUUCUCCAAUGUUUUCAAACCGAUGAGCACGCUGUGUGGCUCCUAGCCUCCUACUCAUCACUGCAACUGUAACAGUAACAGCAGAGAUAUCGCCACUCAAGAGGAGUGCCAUCGCCGACAUCUACACACACAGUCACACACACACCAACGUUGGAUGAACAUCGGCUUAUUCUUCUCAAACGUACGCUGGGGAGGUAGAGAGAGAGAGAGUGUCCACCUGCGCUUAUCUCAUACACAACAGGGCUAAGAGAACUCCAGCAACCACCAGUGAUCUUAGAGGAGUCCUUGGAUUACUGAAGCUUGACUGACCAUUCUAACAAAACCAAAAGGCAAAGCAACAAACCAUGAAGACCAGACUAGCCUGCCUGUCCAAUAAGUCGGACUCCUACACCGACUUCACUGAGUUCCUGCCUCCUGCCCAAGACAGGACCACCAGAUGCCUAAAGCUGACAAAAGACGAGGUCAUUCGAUGGGCAGAUUCCUUCGAUGUUCUUCUAUCGCACAAGUAUGGCCUGGCUGCCUUCCGGGCUUUUCUCAAGACGGAGUUCAGCGACGAGAACAUUGAGUUCUGGAUGGCCUGCGAGGAAUAUAAAAAAAUCAAGACUCCCGCUAAACUGGUGACCAAAGCCAACAAGAUCUACAAUGAGUUUAUCGAUGUCAAGGCUCCCAGAGAGGUAAACAUAGACUUCCGUACACGGGAGGUGACGAGACAGAGCCUUGAGGAGCCCACUCCUUCCAGUCUGAACGAGGUCCAGGCCAGGGUCCACAGCCUCAUGGAGAAAGACUCUUACCCACGCUUCCUCCGCUCCAAGAUCUACCAGGACUUACUCAAAACGCAGUACACACCCUGCCAACGGAACUCUGUCUGAAGAACACACACGUGCAGCUGCAGAUACAUAUACGCACACUUAAGUAAUAAUGCCGUGAAGCCAGUGUUUGGAGGAUAUAUUGGCACGGGUGUUGCUAGGCCAGAGACAAAGUCGAGGGUCGGCAAACCGUGCCAAUAUAUCCCCUAACAUCAGCUUCUUGGGCAUUAUCACUUUUAUACAACGGGUUAGCAACAUAUUCAAAUAAUGAUUGACGUAUUUUAAUUAAAAACAUUCAUUUGAUAAAUGUAUUCAUACUAUUUCAUCCUUCCACAAUAUAUUGUCCCAAAUCUAGGGUUGCUACCCAAGCUGGCUGGUUGUUCAUUCUAUCGGUUCGGUUUGCUAGAGACGCAACCCAGUCAUUCAGAUUUUUUGUUCUGUAUCUAUGGAGGCGACACAGUCGUUCCUUCUAGAUAUUCCAUUGCCAUACUGGCUAGCAACGUUCUUAUCCCUUGCUUGCUAGCUAGCAAACUACGGCUAACUUACAGUCACAUCAAAAAAGUGCAGCCAGAACAACAGCAAGCAUUUGGAUUUGUUUAAGCUGUUUUCUAGUGACAUUUAUUUGGAUACAGCCAUAACAAUGAGCUAGUGAGGCGCAAUUUCGCCUGGCAUAUAACAUCUGCUCACUCGUCAGGAUACGGUCGUUGAGAGGAGCUAGCCAACAAUACAGCUAAUGCAAUCACUUCAAACUGAAGCUGGAAAGACUGCAAACUAGCUGCACUUCAUUUCGUUUUACCUUGUUUCAAUUGAUAUUUCUUUGUAUAUAUCCAUAAAAAUUAUGCCAGCUGAUUCGUUAUUUCAACUGGCUGAGAAACGCAGCUUGCCUGUCGGUCUCGUUCCGACUCCCGACACGUUCAUUACUAUGAGACAGCUGGAGAUCGAAAUUGAAUAUUGAAACAAUGUUGUAAAUGUCAGAGAGACAUGCUGCAAGGUUUAUACAAAUCUCCUCUGUUGAAAACGAAAUGUUAGUAUAAAAUAAAUGUGAGAUAAUAUCUAGAUGCUUUUUUAUAGUGGAGAUCAAGUUUAUAAAUUGCUUGGCUGGGCUGAUGAGACAGUGGAUUGCACAGUCAGAUGGAACAAAGUAAAUAGGCAUUUUAAGUUCAUAGAUUUAGCCAGUGGUAACUUGUGGAAUAGACACCGGCUGGAUUGCUGUUUUAACCAAUCAGAAUUCAGGAUUAGACCCACCCGUUGUAUAAACACGCACACACACAAACACACACACACACUUCUUCAGUAGUUAGAAGAACACAAGUAACCAUUAUUCCUCAAGUCCUAACUUGAGAUAUAUGUGCGUAACUCAAUUUCAGUCUCCCAUUGACAUAGUGAAUCAUGUGAAAGUUUAAGUUAAAAGAUUAAGUUUAAGUAUCAACUUAGGAUUCUAACAGAGGGAUUCAUAGAAUUUAGACAUAUCGUGAUAUUGUGUCGAGCUAGUUUGCACUUAGAAAACAAAAUACCACAAGACCUUGUACUGUGUAUACUUGUAUUACUCUUAUUAGACAACAUGUUGUUUUUGUUCAUGUGUAUUUAUCCUCUCAAUGUAUACUCAUUUUGAAGUUGAUAAGUUUCUGGGAAUUUUAUUCAACUUUUGCAGCACGUCAUGUUCUAUAUAUACUGUAAUAUUCUUUCAGAUUAUGAAUAUUUAGAUAAUUAUUCUUUAAAAAAUACAUAGAAUAUAGAGUAUAUUUGAAUUAUUGAUGAUAUACACACUUUAAAAGAUAUGAUUUAAACUUACUGUGGAUCAGUGAAACUGCAUGAGUAAAAUAUAAAAUAUACAUAUUUGCAAUGGUUUGUUCAUAGUGGUGCAUACCUUGAAAGUAAUGUCCUCUUGAGUUUUUUUCUAUAAAAAUGAAAUGACCUGUU